Messenger RNA from Toxotes jaculatrix (banded archerfish), 1823 nucleotides. RefSeq names its product hairy-related 13 (gene her13). The transcript has 5 exons. Gene Ontology annotation, cellular component: nucleus. NCBI's taxonomy places the organism in Eukaryota, Metazoa, Chordata, Actinopteri, Toxotidae. The record is from RefSeq and is a predicted model, not a curated record. Gene Ontology annotation, biological process: anterior/posterior pattern specification; regulation of transcription by RNA polymerase II; regulation of neurogenesis. Gene Ontology annotation, molecular function: DNA-binding transcription factor activity, RNA polymerase II-specific; protein dimerization activity; RNA polymerase II cis-regulatory region sequence-specific DNA binding. Bases 157 to 879 code for a protein of 240 amino acids.
AGCUGCUCUCUCCACAGUCCACACCAUUAAAGAUCUGGAACAGGGAUCUGGGGGUGGCGAGGUGCCAAAAAGCCUCCACUUCAAAGCUGCCCCUCGCUGAAGACGGCAGGAAAAAUCAGCAGCGGGAGAAGCCACAGAAGCGGCGAUCCAACCAACAUGGCCCCCUCGGCUCGGCCCAGCAACCCCGGACUUGGGUUGGAGGAAGACGAGUCCUACUAUGGGAUUCAGAAAGCGGACAGAAAGACCAGGAAACCUCUGGUGGAGAAGAAGAGGCGAGCUCGGAUCAAUGAGAGUUUGCAGGAGCUGCGGACUUUGCUGGCAGACACAGACUUUCACUCUAAAAUGGAAAACGCAGAGGUGCUGGAGAUGACGGUGAAGAAGGUGGAGGACAUCCUGAAGAACCGAGGCCAAGAAACUGACACGCUCAACCGAGAGGCCAGUGAGAGGUUUGCAGCCGGCUACAUCCAGUGCAUGCACGAGGUCCACAUGUUUGUGUCCAGCUGUCCUGGGAUAGAUGCCACAGUGGCAGCAGAGCUUCUCAACCACCUCCUGGAGUGUAUGCCUCUGAACGAGGACCAUCUCCAGGACGUGCUGAUGGACCUAAUCACGGACACUUCUGGGAGCAAUGGCAGCACUUGGCACGAAGGCAGCGAGGCGCUCUGCACCACCCUAACUUCACCCGGAGGAAGGAGUCCGUCCAUCAGCUCGUCCUCAGCCCUCUCCCCGGCCCCUUCCACCACGUCCAGCGAGGACCUGUGCUCUGACCUGGAUGAGACCGACAGCGAGCACAACCAGAGCUCCACAGAGGGCAUGGAGAACAGGGAGGCCCUGAGCAUGCCCACCAUGACCUACCCUCGGUCUAUGUGGAGACCCUGGUAGAGAGCUGGAUGGGAUGCAUUUGGGAAACAGUAAAGCAGGGUGUGUGUGUCCUUUAAAGAUGAGAUACCGGGCCUUCCUGCUGAAUAUGUAAAGGAAAGUCCACUCUAUGAACACUUGCAAAAUAACAGUUCUCAGUGGUGUACUUUGCAUUUAUGGACUCAUUUACCUCCACAGAUCACUGACCACAUGCAUGGAUUUUCUUCACAUUGAUGUUCAAUAAUCAAAUCUGUUCAACAAGAGACCAAGAGACAGGUUACUGCCCUGACAGCAGUCACUGUCCAUCACUACGCUGGAAUACACCCACAGAUCACUGUGCAUCUGAGGAGGGACCAUGACUGUGGCUUUUCUCUUCACCCACAAACGAAUGCAGCAAAUUUACAACCUUUCCCUGGGGAACUCUGGGAAAUGUAGGAAAUCGUUAAGUGAAGUAGACAGCGCAAACUGAUGGAACAACAGUUCAACAAGAAAAAAAAAACAUUCCUUAAGUGCUUUGGAUAUCACAGAAAAGAAUGUGUAUCUUGGUGUUGAAAGGUGGAGUUUUCCUUUUUUUUCUCAUCACAGGGGCCCUUCCUCUCAAGGGCCCCUCCAGCUUGGGUCCUCCUUAAAGUUUUCUUCUCAGUAGUGACAUCCUGACUUUGAGUCCUCUGUUGUGACUUUUCCUUACACCUGAAGAAACCCUCCCUCUCAACACUCUUAGAACCCAACAAAGGAUAGAAAAGGAACAGUUCAGAACGUUCACACUUCUUCUGUCAAUGACUCUGUGUAUAUAGGAUUUGUAUGAGGAGAUAAGCUCUUUUAGAAGAUUGGCAAUGCCUCUGAUUAAUAUAAAUAUUUCUAUUGUAUUUCAUAAAGGCCUGUAGUUUAUUGGACCAGUAGCCUCCUUCAGAAUGACCACUUUAAUGUUGUAAUGAUGUUUAGAAAUGUUUUGCCGGUAUAAUGUCUGA